GGGAGCACGGCGGGGGCUGCGGACAUCGACCCGCGGUUCUGAAAGGACUAGGCCUGGGGACACCCCUGGGCUGCGGGGGUUGGGGACUGCCCUGGGGAACCCCAGUGCCGAGGCUGCGGAAUUGGGGACUGCCCUGGGGAACCCCAGUGCCGAGGCUGCGGAAUUGGGGACUGCCCUGGGGACCCCGCUCUGCAGGCGCUCUGGGCCUGGAGACAUCCAUGGGGACCCCCCUCAGCUGGUGCUGGGGACAGCUCUGGGAUCCCUUACUGUCCUGAGGCUGAGGGUGGGGCUGUGGGCCUGGGGACCGCUCCAGGGCCGCCCUGGGGACUCCCCUCUGCCCGGGAUUGCCCGUGGGGGCUGUGUCUGUGGAGGUGCAGGGCUGGGGGACACUCCUGGGGACCCCCCAGACACACAGCACUGCCAUGGGUGUAGGGUUGAAGGACGGGUCCCUAUGGACCUUCUGCCUGACGCAUGGGGCUGGGGGACAAUCCUACAGACCCCCACACCCACGAAACAUCCCAGGGAUACUGAUGAGCUCUGGGACAGGAGCGUGGGGUGUGGAGUCACCCUGCCGAAGGGACACUGCCAGGGUCACACCCAGGACCCUCUCUUUUAGCUGGCUGGGAUAUACUGGGAUUCUUCUGCCCGGGAUUCCCUGUUUCAAAGGACAGGAUUGGGGGGACCCUUUAUCCUGGGGCUCUGUUCAGGAGGGAUUUGGAGUCCAGCCUAAAACCAUCUUUGUAGAGGUUCUACGUCCAGCUAGGCAUGUCCUGCAGGGGGGCACAGGAUGGAGGGGCAGGACCUGGGACAUUCUCCCCACAGACACAGGGAAUGUGUGGUUCAUUUCUGUGCCCUGCUCUGUGCCCUCAAAGCAGUGCUCUGAGCAUGUGUCCUCUCACCUUCUCCUUGCCCCUUGUUUCUCCUUGGAUGGUUCCUUAAAGCCCAUCCUGGUGGUGGAAACAUCCGUGAGCCAGCACAGAGGGGACCGGGAUGCUGAAAUCUUUGGGAAGGCCAAAGGAGAGAGUUGUAAGGACAUGCUGGAAGUUUUGGUUUGGCCCACACAUGAGCUCCAGCCAACCUUGAAAAAGAACCUUCAUUUGAGGAGGCAACAGGAGUUUCAUUUGUGUUUGUCCCAAGCUUUGGGGCAAAGGCUGUCUGGACUUGCUGUUGUUUCUCCAGUUGUUGGGUUUCCUCUGCCUUAUGGAACAGGACUUUUCCUGUGCUGUGCAGUGUGUCCUGACACAGAUUCAUCCAUGAAAACUUGUUUUAUGAAGACCAGCAUGAGCGAAUUCCUGGUGCUAUUAAGAAAGGGAUGGCUGGACACUGCCUCUGGGGUGUAGGAUGGAUGUGCAAACCUCUCCCGGCUUUUUUCUUCCAUGGAUGACCCUGACCUUGGGUCUCUUGCCUUUUUACCCUCUGAAAAUUAAGGAUAACCUUAUAUCUAUCUGGAAACCAGUGGAUGUUCAGCCUGCUCUGAGCUCUGUCACGAUGUUCUGCAAUGCUCCUGCCUCAGUUUCCCUGUAUAAAUAAGGAAUACAACUUCCCACACAGGAUUGGUUGGACCUAAUUUAUUUGCAUGCAUGGAAGAUCACGUUUGGAAAUGCUAAAAAAUCAACAUGUUUAUUUUAAUUACCGUUGUGAUUGAAGACGACUCUUAAGCUCCAGCUCUGCCAGCACACCUUGACCUGCCCAGUCCUUGCCAACUCAUGUCUUGGUCCAGCAGUGAAAAUUUUGGGAUUUUCUCCUCCUGCCUGUUCAUCCUUGUUCAGAGCAAAACUCAGGGAAGUGUAGGAGCCUACUUGAGGCUGAUGGAUUAAUUUCUACCAUCCCAGUGAAACCAAACUCAGGCCAUGGUGAAAUUCCACCCUGCUUUUUUACCCCCAGGAUGCAGUUCUCUUUCCUCAGGGAAAUCACUGUGGAGCUGCUGAUUUUUCCCAGGGCUUACCUCUCCCACUUUAGCCUGAAAUCCUGAUCCUCUUUUUCCCUGUGAGUGGCAAGAGUAAAGCACUAGGUUAAGGGAGCAAGUGGCUUUGUGCUGGGAAAUCCUACUCUCCUCAUCCUCAUCUUGAGUAACUCCUUGGCGCUGCAGUUGUGUCAUGGGGCUUGGAGGAGUUUGCCAAGCAUCCUGCCUCUGAUUUCAGAAGCUUCCUCACAGUGUGGGUUGCUCACUCCUUACUUUCACCACCAGUGCAGGUGUGCAGUGGAGGCUUUGGAUGUGUCUCUGGUGAUGGUGGGGGUUUUCUUUUCUCAGGUGCAGACCCAGAGGAGAGGAAACAAUGCCUUUAUUUUCAUGGAGCUGCCCAGGGAAGAGCACCUUGUGCUCAGCAGCCUCAGAUGGGGAAGGAGAGGAGCAGCAGCACAGCCCUGGGAAGGGUUUGACACUCAGGGCUGCCACUGUAGCUGGCUGUGAUUUCAGUUUUUACCAGGUGCUGCUGGAUUUUAGGGGUGGGGGAUCGUUGCAUGUUGGAACCCUGGCUACAGAGAAUUUUAGAUUUUCUGUGCUGACAGGCACCGAUCCCUAGGAGAACACUGCAUUUGACUUGAGGCUGUGGAGAAGGCUCCUAAAAUUGUAUGAUAGAACUGGGAUUGUGGGUGUGUGGCUUCUGUACAAAUCCACAGCAAAAAAAUGCUUGGAUUCCAAGCAAAUCCCUCAAACCUCAGUGAACAGGUCAGUUUCUCUUAUUUUCCUGGAAAGACUUUUGAGGGAUGUAGCAUAGAUGGAAAAGUGGCAAAUGUGCUUGGAGAGGGUAAUUCCAACCUGUGGGAUUCUCUGUGUGGUUCCCAGGUACCAGGGGGGAAGCUCAGUGGUAGCUCUGCUGUGGAUUUCAGAGGUGUGAAGCUGGAGGUGUGAAGUCAGCCUCCACUGAAAAAAGUGAGGCAAAACACCUAACUUAGACCAAAUAGGCUUCUCUAACCAGAGACAUGUGGGGAGGUUUCUGCUUUUGGCUUCAGGAGAGGCUGGGAAAGCUCAGCACUGGGGAGCUGGGUCACUGCUUCAGUUCCAAGGGAAUUGGGAGCAUGGGUUUGAUUUCCCAUCUACAGCUUGUCCUCUGUGUCCUCCCUGGGAGCUGUAGAUUAAUUCACAGUGUGAUGCUUUCUGCACACAUGGACAGGAUGGUGACUGUUUAAUUUCCCUUUUCCUGCUCAGUUCCCCUUCUGCUAAGAGGGCUGUGCUCCAGCUCAAAUUACUGCACGGAUUGCUGCCUAACCCUUGUUUUUUUGUGAAGAUUUAGGGCUUUAUUGGGGCAGAAGGCUGGGGAUGGGCAUGUCAUGGCUCAGUGUGCAGGCUCUUGUUCACUCAAGUGCUUGUUUCCUUCUAGGAGAUGCUGCUGUGUAGGGUGGCAGUGGGAUGAGGGCAGCUUCCUGGUGCUGCCCAGGUGAGCUCUGAACAUACUAGAAAUGCCAGCAACUUCAAAUCCAUCCUUGGCCAAGCAUCUCCUGGUAGCCAGGAGCUGUCACAGGUUCCCUGGUCCAUGAAGCUGGUGGUUUGUGUUCCUUUGGGUUUCCCUGAAUAUUCCCUGGGCUCAGGAGGGGUUUAGUGCUCUCCUACCUGGGAUUAGGUGGUGAAAAUGCAGUCCUUAAACAGUGUUAUUGUUGACAAUUCCAGGAGCUGAAUGUAAAAUCAGAAAAGAGGUUAGAAUCCCAGAUUUUGGGACUCCUCUCUGGUUUUCAGGCUGUUCUGCUGCCUUUGAAGGACACACAUUGCCAUGAACUCUGGAGCAGCUGAUCCUUGGUGCAUGUCAAUCAGGUGGAGCAGUGGUUUUUGCUGACUUUGCAGGAGUUCUUGCCAAAAGCUCUGGCUCUGCUCCGUUUCUGCAUGACUUUGGGAAGGUUUCCACUGCCCUCACAGCAAGUUAGUGCUGAGCCUUUGCUGCCUGUCUUCAGGCUGGAUUUUUAGCCCUGUACCUUUGAAAUGCCUUUGCAGUCUCCUAAGCUGCUGAGCUCUGCCUUGUGACCUCUGCUUCUCCUGCAUGGCGAGGGAGGGUGGGUUUGGGCAUGGCUCAGAGCCCCCGUGUCCUGGAGGAGAGCAGGGAGUGCUGGAGUGGAGCAUCCCUACUCAAAUCACGUAGGGAAUGUGCUCAUCUCUGCCUGCCUGGAUUUAUUUAGCCCAGCACAGAGGCAGCAGCUCUGGAGAUGUGAAGACAGCCAAACAAUCUCUUGCCUUCUGCUCCCUUUUGAGAGGCACCUCUCUGGCUCAAAGACCACGGGGGUUUUGUCUCUGCCAGGGUCUUUCCUCUCCUUCACUCGUGUCUCCCCAGGCCACAUGUGUUGCUGCUGCAGGGACCACAUGAGGAGGUGGCCCUGAAUGUUCCUUUGCCAUGUGCACCUGGUUUGCCAGCUGCCAAAAGACUGUGGGUGAAAUAGCAGCAAUCUCAUGGAGCUCCUGAGCUGUCCAUGAAGACAAGACACAGGGGUCACUCAGGUGCUUUCAGCAAGUCCACAGGUGUGUCUUUGUGGGCCUCCAAGGGCUUUUUGUCUCUGUGGUGCUGUGGUUCUGCUCUCGUCACAGCUGUGUACUGCUUGGGUUGCUUGAGUAUUUCAAGGUUUAUCUCUUUAGAAAUUCCUCUUGCCUCAUGCCAGUGAUCAGGAAACUUCCCUGCCUGGCCAUCCAGGAGCCACUCUGGGAGUCACACUCACACCACCCCAGGGCUGGUGGUGAUCCAGAGUUUGUCAUCCACAAUUUCCAGGGGAUUGAGUUCUGCAGGUACCUAAACUGAUGUUUGUCUUCCAUAACACCCAAAAUCAGCUCUGGAGCUGAGGGUGAACAAGCCUGUGAUAACAUUUUGGGACUUAAAAAAAUCCCAUUUGUUUUCCUGUCUCUAGCACAAAGUGUUUUGCUGGGGAAGCAGCCGGUUUAGGAGGGUGAAUUUGGCUGUGGUUUUCCCAAGGAGCUGAAGGAAAGCCUCCAAGCCUCUCUACUUCUGAUUGCACAAUUUUGGUGGCUGUUGAGUGAUUUCAGCUUUCCCCACUUCUGGUGAACUGGUCCAAGAGCUGUAACUGGAUUAAGCAGGGGCUGGAGGCCAUGGGCGGUGGGAAAGGGCUCGGAGCUGCAGGACCUGGUGUGUGAGGGAGCAGCAGCUCCCUGAGGAAGCAGCACUUUGCUUGCUUCUGGUGUAUUUGCCUCUGAACUUUUUUUUUUUCCUUAUCAAAUCUAUUUUUUCUGUUAUGCUGAGCAUGUGACCUUCCCACCUGCCUUUGGUUAGCUCAGGGACCCUGUUCCACUGCAGCCAAUUCUGUGCUCUGCCCCUGCUCUGCUCGCUGUGACAGAGGAACAGGAUGCUCCCUAAAAAUUCCCACUGGAAAAAAAACCUAUCCUUGCCUGAGUCACACAUGGGUCCAGCCUGCUGCAAGCUUUGCUGCUUAGAAAUAGUGAAGGAAAGCCCCAGAAAAGCCUUGGGGGGUAUGAGCUGAGAAGUGUAUGUGUCCCAGGAGGUGACAAUCUUGCUGGCAUUGGACUGGGAAUGCUUCAAAGCUCAGUGUUUCCAGCACUUGCUGUGGGUUUCAGCUUCACCUGAGUCAGGCUCCUGUCUCUCCCCAUCUCCAGGUUGCUCCAGUGGCACUCGUGGUGUCGUCCAGGUGCUGAUGCUCUGAAUGUGCCUGGUGUGUUUUUUCUGGAAAAGCCCCCAAGAUACAGGCAAAGUGCACAAAGUGGGAAGCUGGGCACUGAGGCCAGUGCUGCUUUGUAAGGAGUGUUGAGUCAGAUCAUGUGUGUGACCUCCAAAAUGUCCUGCUAGAAACUGGAGUUUUAGGGUUUUGUGUUGCACAAGUGCAUGAGAAAGACCAGCACCCCUGCCAUGGCAUUCAGCCUGCUUUUAUGGAUGGUAUGGAAAACUACACCAUCAGGCACAGGAGUUCAGCCUCCUCUUUAUCCAUCUGCCAUUGCGUGUCUGUGGCCCCUGAGCAGGUGUGAAAGUGAGUUCUGAGGUGUCUGUCCUGGCCCUUCCCGUGUGUCUUCCCUUGGCACUGAGCUGUCAAUGCUUGGGACAAGGUCAGUUGCCCUUUCUUGUGCUCCCUGGAGCUCCAGGAUUGCUCCUGAGCGUGCUCAGCUCUUCCAGACGGGGAAAACCCCUCAUCUCAGUCCAUGUGCUGUGGGUGGGAAUGAGGGUUUUGAAGCACCUUUCCAAUCCCAGUUAAGGAGCUGAGGAAUGCAAAGAGUGUUUGUUGUUCUUCCGCCGUGUUUGUCCUGCCAGGGAAAAACCAAACGGAACAAAUGAAAUGGAAUUGAUGUUGGAAAGCUGCUGUGAAACAUCUGCAGGGCAGAUUUACAGGGAGGAGAUGUGGACUCAGUUGGGUUGAGGCCAGCCCUGAACAGGUCAGGAGACUAUUUCAGUAUUCCAAUGCAUUUUUAGAAUUACUGAAGGGAUUUCACAACCACCACAAGAAUGAUCAGAUUUGGGAAUGGGCUUUCCAGAACACUUCCCUGAUUAUUUGUUGGCUUCCCUUGCAGCACAGGAGCUCUGCAGAUCAGCCUGGAAAUCUUCACACUCAUUGAGAACCACUGCGGUAAUAGGUUAUAAAAUUGUGCAAGGAAGAGCCUCUCUCAUGCGUGCCAGCGUGGGGUGGGGUGUGUCACUGCUAGAAAAAUUAACUCGUGAUUGAUAAACAGCAAUUAAAUCCUCCUCCUCCUCCUCGGUGUGGAUGAGGUGUGAGUGUUUCCCUGUGGCAGCCAGGUCUCUGUUCCCACUGGACACCUUUCUGCUCCAGGCUCUCCCAGGAGUGUUCAGCCUGUGGCUGGGCUGUUGUGGCCCUCUCCCUGAGCAGGUUCUGUCCCAGGAGCACUGGUGCUCAGACCUGGCCGGGCUGCGGAGUGGUCCCGGUGCUGGAUGGCUGGGAUGCCUUCUGCAUGCCAGCAGGGCUUCUUUUGGCCACAGGAAUGUCUAUAAAUAGCCCCGGGUCAGGGCUCCAGGCAUUGCUGUGCCCCUCAGGAUCAUGAGUCUUCCAUCUGAGCCAGCCAUCAGCCCUUCCUUCUGGAUUUGGGGUGCAGAGGAGAUGAGGGGAAGAGCAUCUCUCCAGAAAUCCAGGGAUGGCGUUUUUAACCCAAUUAUUUGCCUCCUUUCUGAUCUCCGCGGCUCCAGCCCGGCUCACUGCCCAGCUGUGUCAGGGAUCUGCUUUGUGGAUGCCUCAUGAAGUUGGUCACCACCUCCCAGACAGGUCUGACUGCAGAAGGAGAGGCUGGUUCAAUUAUCCCUGUGUGUUUUACAACGACUCACAGGAGACUCCAUAUAAACAUUCUAUAAAAUGCCAUUUUUUGGGGCAGUGCCACAUCACUGCUGCCAUCACCACAUGGGUGCUGGGAUCAUCCCUCAUGGUGCUCAUGGUCAUAAUUCCUACAAAUUUUCAGCUAGGCAUUGCAGCUUUGAAAAACAGUGCAGCUGGCCUUUGUUCCCCAGUUGGGAAAGCUGUUUCAUCCUAACUUUUUCUCCGUGUAUCUUCACCCUUCUUCCCAAGCCAGAAACACCUCCCCAUCGGCUUUUGCAAGUCUUUCCUCACCCUGGCUGGAGGGAUGACUCCACCCAGGAGAUCCCGAGGCUUGCUGUGUCUUGUUUCCUCCCUGGCCAGCGUGGCUGGGCAGGGUUUCACCUGGCUGCUCUCUUGUGGGAAUUGUGCUCCAAUGAGCCGUGCCUGCCCUUGGCUCGGUGCUGGGAGCCUUUGGCCGUGUUUAUUUUGGAGGGGUGCUGGAAGUGGCACCGUCCCUGGGUGCAGUGCUGUAUGGGGACCCGGUGGCACAUGUCAGUGGGAGCGAGCCCGUGUGGCUUCCCGUGACCUACAGCUCCUAAAAGGCCGUGAUUGGGAGUGCCAGAAUCCCGAUCCCAAACUGCCAAGCACGCGUUUCCCGCCCUCUGGGCUGGUGUGACCCCAUGGCUCUGAGCAAAGCACAGUCCCAGCAGCCCAUCCUCUGGCCCCUGAUGUGCCACAGGGACGGGGUUGAGCCUUUUGGGGUGGGUUUGCUCUGGUAUGGCCGUGGGGCCAGGUUUUCCAGCAGCCUCCCCAGGAAGGGGGAUGCAGGGGGAGCUGGUUUGUGCAGAGCAGGAGGCUCAGUGCUCCUUGCAGAGCAGCUAAAAGCGACACCAGUCCUUGGUGUAACGAAGAAUGAGCCCUUCAAAGCCUAAACCCCUUCCUGGGGGAAGAUUGGGCUUUUCCAAGGAAGAGAAAUCCAUUUUUGAGGUGGAGACAGCCACCAUUUGCUAAUAGUUUGUACCCUUGGAUGACAGGAGUGGGUCAAUCCAUGGAGAGAGAUAGGAAUGGUGCACUGGCUGCAGGAAGGAGCAUGACAAAGUUCUGAGUUAUUUUGGGGAAAAGGAGGAAAGAAAAAAGAGGAAAUACUUCUAUUUCCUCAUCUAUUUUGCUGCCCAGGCUUGGAGUGUCUCUGUCACGAGGAAUUCCUCCCGUCAGAGGCACAGACAGGCUCCAAGUUCCCUCCAAACUGACCUCCCCAAGCCGUGUCUCAUUUUCAUCAGUGGUGAGCUAACGAAAUGCCUGAUUUAUUCUUGUUCCCCCCAGCUGUCCCCCACAGCUGCAUUUCCCCAAUCCGGUACAGAGCCUGCAGAAACACCCAGAACCUCCUCCAAGGGUUCCCUGCAAGGGUUCCCUGCAGAACCCACAGCCCGACUGGGACAAGUUGGGAAUUUCUGCCUUCAAGUGCAGGCUUAUGUCCUGUGAGAUCUUUGCCUCUGCCUCAAUCUCCCCAAAAAUGGGAUAUUUUAGUGAGCUCCAGCUCUGGGACAUCAUCCCCAUAACUCCAUCUAUGCAUCACCGGAGGGAUGUGGCUCUAAAUUAUAGGUUUGUUUCUUCCUCUGAUGUCCUUGCUGCAGCUUCAAACACUGGCUGCAAGUACCUCCUGAAAUGUUUCUUAAACAGUGGUAUUUUAGGGCAUUUUCCUCUCUGCUUCAGUCUGGGCUGCCUACGAAUUGUGAGAAUCUUCUGGAAAAGCUUCCUCCCAAAAAUGGAUAGGAGCUGUUGAGCUGAAAUGCUCCAGGUCUCACCUGGGUGUUGUGAAAGCCCCUGAGCAUCUCCAGAACACCCCCAGGUGCCUCUGCAAUCACCAACUGGUUGUGUGUCUGCUUCCCCAGGGGACUCACCUGCUGGGACAGGGACAGGCAGGGCAGGGCUGUGCCAUCGGACAGGGGAGCUCUGGCUGCCAUUCCCCAGGCUCAGCAGUUUUCUCUCACCUGAGGGCUGGGACCAGCUCCAUGCAGGAACACGCCUGGCUCUGCCAUCUUACCUAAGAGAUCCAGAGGGAUUCAAGGUCUUUGGGCCAGGAGGGUGUUGGAGCUCGAUGUUCAUACUCCUCAGAGUGUUGUUGGGGUCAGUUCCCAGGGGCCCUGAGGUGUUCUCUGACCCUUGGGUAACUGCACAUCGAGACUGGAUGAUUUUUCCAAAAGGAGCUUCUCUCGUAAUCAUUCUGGAGGAAAAAACCUCUUUUGGGGGACAGGUCAAAUGUGACAAGCACAGUAAUGUGAAGUUUUUGGGUUUUACACAUCCAUCAUCUAGUGAGGUUUGGCAAAGACAUGUCAGGUCACUAAAAUAACAUAUAUAUUGUCACUGAUAUUGUUGUGGCUCAGCUGAGCUGUUCUUGCACGUUGCCAGCAAACAGCCAUGGCCUAUCCAGCUGAGAUUACAUCCCGGGAGAGUAAUCUCCCUGCCUGGAUGCCGAGGGUGUGUGAGACAGGACCUAAAUAGAUCCCUAAGCUCUGGGGGCAGGAGGAGGCCUGUGGGUCAGCUGGGAAGGGAUAUAGGAUUUGGGUGCAAGGGGAUUUCUAGGAUUUCUAGCAAAACCAAGGAGAGGCCUCACCCAUGUCAGACUCAGAAACAGAGCAGAGCUGGGGUUUAUUUCUGCUCUGAACCACUUUAUGGUGGCUGCAGAGGAACCACCAGACCCUGCUGUAGUGUUGGCUGGGAGGGAAGAGGCUGCUCACCAUCGGGGAACUUGGUUGUGCAGCCACCACGGCACUGCUGGGCUGUGAUACGUGGGGACCCUGGGCAAGGUCCUCUGUGUAGUUACUGCCUUUAGGGUCCUCCCAAAACCAUCGGCUGCACCCCGUAAGUAAAACCUGCAACAGGGUUUAGCAAGCUGAGAGAUCACAAAAAACUGUUCAGUGCUGGAUAUGAGUGUUUUGGCACCUCCACCUGCUCCUCGUGGGCUGGAGAAGGGCAUUCCAGCCAUCCCAUCU
Messenger RNA from Motacilla alba alba, 10172 nucleotides. RefSeq lists its product as uncharacterized. The record is from RefSeq and is a predicted model, not a curated record. The transcript has 2 exons. NCBI's taxonomy places the organism in Eukaryota, Metazoa, Chordata, Aves, Passeriformes, Motacillidae. The coding region runs from base 423 to 1340 and encodes 305 amino acids.